Messenger RNA from Phacochoerus africanus (Common warthog), 1130 nucleotides. It is a transcript of the gene SMIM24, whose product is annotated as small integral membrane protein 24. Lineage: Eukaryota; Metazoa; Chordata; Mammalia; Artiodactyla; Suidae. The transcript is spliced from 4 exons. The coding region runs from base 18 to 581 and encodes 187 amino acids. The record is from RefSeq and is a predicted model, not a curated record.
GGGGGAGAGGGGGUGGGAUGCCAACCAGGUGGGGCACAGGGAGGGCCCCUGUGCUGGGCCUGCUCCGCCUCCAGACCUGCCUGCCCUCUUAUCAGGGGCUGGGCAGGGCUUCCCCUGGCUCUGACCAGGACUGCGCACUCCAGCACCCUGGCUGCUGGCUCCUCGGUGCCAUGGGGACCCUGGAGACCCUUCUUCUGCUCAGCGCCCUGCUCCUGUCGCCAGCUGAGGCCCAGCAGGCCUCAGAGUAUCGCCUGAAGCCCUGGCUGGUGGGCCUGGCUGCGGUUGUGGGGUUCCUGUUCAUCGUCUUUGUCCUCAUGCUGACCAACCGUCUCUGGUGCUCCAAAGAGAGAGCUGAGGAUGAAGAGGGGUCCAUACUGAGAAUGAAUACCAACCCGUAUGAGAAUGUGGACUUGAGUAAAGAAGGCAAGAAGGAGAAGAAAGAGAAAGAGAAAAAGACUAAUAACAACAAAAAGGCUGAGGACAAAGAGUCCAAGAAGAAAGGAGAGAGCAACUUGGGGCUGGAGCUGGAGGAGAAAGAGGAGCCCCAGGACGAGGAGAAAGUCAAGAACACGGCCAUGUGAAGAUUCCACAGCCACCACCUCCAGGCAGCCCCCCAGAGAUGCCACUUCCACGCCCUAGAAGCUAUGACCUGGACGUGAAGCCAGCACAGUGACUUCAUCUGGGGUUGAGAGUACAGUGCCCUGAAUGAAGACACUUGGGACCCACCCUCCCCCCUCAAGGAAGGCUCUUUGUGCAUUAUGUGGUCUAUAUGUGUUAUGAUUGGUUCUGCCUGGUGAUUCUUCUUGCACUUGAAGAGCAUUCCUGGUUACCAAGAAACCCCCAAGCCGCUGCAGUCUCGUGGCUCCACUUGCUUCUACCCACCAUCUGCUUUCUUUCCUCUCUGCCUGAUAUCUGUCAGCCAGAACUUCCUCCCUCCCACUCAGCCUCAGGACCAGUAUUGGCCAGAGGCUGCCUCUUGGGGAGCCUUUCAGAGGGCUCCCAUCAUCCCUCGGGACUUAGUUUCUGCUGUGGGAGACAGGGUGGGGGCAAUGCCCCGGCAGGUGUGGGAGACCAAACUCCACAGAGCCCAGAUGCCCAGGGCAGAUUAAACGCUCCCCCUGUGAUCUUGA